Messenger RNA from Manduca sexta (tobacco hornworm), 858 nucleotides. RefSeq lists its product as uncharacterized. Lineage: Eukaryota; Metazoa; Arthropoda; Insecta; Lepidoptera; Sphingidae. Bases 16 to 534 code for a protein of 172 amino acids. Gene Ontology annotation, molecular function: zinc ion binding; nucleic acid binding. The transcript has 2 exons. The record is from RefSeq and is a predicted model, not a curated record.
AGCAAUGACGAAACUAUGACCAAAUAUUUCCAUGAUAAGAUUUCUUUGCUUAAGAAAUGUAGUUUGGAAGGAGCAGCAGCUAUAUCCUGCGUAAUCCGAGGAUUGCCCGUGGAGUUACAAGCAAACGCAAAAGCAUAUAGUUGUGAUACAGCAGAAGAACUUUACUAUGGUUUUUUAUCAUCUCUUGAAAAUUAUAAAAAGUUAGAAGCGAAAUCAUCCGAUUCUAAAUCGACCUGGCAACGAGGAACGGCAACCAACAUCGCCCCCAAGAUUUGCUACAACUGCCGUAAGACUGGACAUGAAAUUCGGGACUGCAAAUCCGUGCGCUGCCAAAUUUGUCAACGGCUGGGCCACUCUGCCACGUCUUGCUGGUAUGCUGCCGGGACAUCUCAGACCGUCCCUAGGACAGCACAAUACACCACGACUCAGCAGCAAGGAAUACAGGCACCUCAGCGGCCAAUGCAGCUCCCAAAAAUGGGAGACAAUCCGAUUGAUCGCCGUGGGCCACGGCAGCUGCAGGAUGGCCGAAUGUAAUAAGUUUUACUCAAUAACCCGUAUGUUUCGGAUGAGGUGUAAAUAUAUAUCUUGUAAUUUCCCCUAUUAUUAUAUAAAAUAUUAUUAUUAUUAAUUUAGCAUAAGUAUGACACCAAUGAGGUUUAUGUCUAAUUAUAAAUAUAUCUAACAAUGUAGUGAAUUAAUUAUAUUAAGAAUUAUUAUGUUGGUAACUCUCAAUUGCAAUUGUUUAUUUAAUAUUUUCUUGUUGGCAACACUGCAUUGAAAUUGUUUAUAAAAUAGGGUGCAACAGUCAUUUGAGCCCUCUUGUAUUGUGGAUCGCCUAAUAAACAACACCUCUUGGCA